Messenger RNA from Phragmites australis (common reed), 4110 nucleotides. RefSeq lists its product as uncharacterized. The coding region runs from base 107 to 3739 and encodes 1210 amino acids. Gene Ontology annotation, cellular component: integrator complex. The transcript has 7 exons. Lineage: Eukaryota; Viridiplantae; Streptophyta; Magnoliopsida; Poales; Poaceae. Gene Ontology annotation, biological process: snRNA 3'-end processing. The record is from RefSeq and is a predicted model, not a curated record.
GAGAUGAAAGCCGUUAGAUCCAGAUCCAACGUCCCUUCAUGCAACCAAGCCGCAUCGGGAGCCCAUCCCCUAAGCCAAAACCCUCCGGCAACCGCCGCCGGCGGCGAUGGAGAGGAUCCCAGCGGCGUCUGCCAUGGACUGGAGCAUCGACCUCGACAGAGGCCUCCGCUCCCGCCACCAUGCCACGCGCGUCCACGCUCUCGACGCCGCCGGCCCGCGCCUCCGCCAGCUCUGCACUUCCCCCAUCGUCCCCGCGCCCGUCUCCUCCGCGUUCGGCGUCCUGCCCGGGGAGGCGCGCCUCUUCGCGGAGACCAUACUCCUCCGCCUCGCCACCGAGUUCAGGACCGCGGACAGCGCCCUCCGGGCCCGCAUCGUCAGGACCCUCCUCGCCGCCGGGGGACGCGGUGCGCUGGCCGGGGCGCGCGUCGCAGAGCCCGACCAGCUGCUCAGGAGGGUCAAGGCGGUCUACGAUACGGGGAGCGCACGGGACAGGGCGCUCGCGCUGCGCGUGUUCGGAUGCCUCGCCGACAUCGCCAAGGACAGCGUGCACGUCCGCUCUCUCAUACUCUCCAGCUUGGGCGCCACCAGUGCUCUCGAGGUGAAAGCGGCAUUGCUUGCAGCUGGUUGCAUUUGUCGGCUAUCAGAGGACUUCUCAUGCAUCAUCCUUGAAGUGCUAAGAAGAUUGAUUUGCUCACGGAGAUCAAAACCACAAGUGAUUCUGGCAGCAAUUAAGGCUUUUCCGAAGCUUGAUUGUACGUUGGCUGUUAUCCAUAGAGUUCAUGAGGUUGGAAAACAGAUGGUUCUAGGCACACUGGAAGAUGUAUUCAAAGCUGAAAUGCUCUCUUCGCUCUCAAGAUUGGCAUCCAAGUCGAUCAUUUUGUUUAGUGACCAGGUGGAAUUACUGCUUCUGUUUUUGGGUGAUGACUCCUCUCCUUCUAUGAAGUCUAUGGCGUUAAAGUAUCUAUGUAUUAUGUUUCGCAGAAAUACCUGCCAUUUUCCUGUUAUUAGGACUGUUUUUGUCAGAUUGUUGCCGCUAAUUGAUGAUGAGGAUUUUCCACUUCACUGUAAGAGCGACGUGUUAAGAAUUCUGCAGAAGGUGUUCUGUGGUAAAGCUCCAAGCAUUCAUCACGACAAUGGUUCUGAGUUAUCUAAGCUUAUUCUGGCUGCUGAAAAUUCUUUACAUUCUUCUUCCUUGGAGAUGCAAGGUACAGCUCUAGAAAUUCUUGUGGAAGUAUUAUGCUUUCUCAAGCAAGCAAGGCCAGAUCUGACCGUAACCACUCUGAAGGGUUCAUCAUUUGCAUACUCUGAGUGCCAAGGAAUUACCAACAUGUCACUAAUUUAUGAAGAAAAUGGUAAGGACAGUCCUCUGUAUAGGAUCAUAACAGCGAUAAUGGAUCAUAGUAUAUCUCUGAUCAAUAAAGUAAUUAGCAAGGAAAGCAAAAAAGUUACUAGCAGAAAUAUCUGUAUAUCAUCUGAACUGAAUAAGAAGUACAAAGCUCUUUUUAGCCUUAUGUUGAAACUUGUUACAUGCUACCCAUCUGCUGCUGCUGUUGCUCUUGAUAAACUAAAAUGCCUGGUAAAAGAACUGGCUCAAAUUAAUGACAGUGAUUACUCUGAAGUAGUUGUUACCUGUGCUGAAUCAUUUCAGACAAGUGUUGCUGUUGCGGAACUGAGCGCUUCAAACGACAAUGUUGAACUGUUAGCUACAAGUAUUGAACCUUCUCUAGUUGAAACAGAUAUUUGGAAGGCAAAACUGGAUUCCACUGAAUUUGAUAGCAAGAAGAGUGAAUCCCUAACGCAUGAUCUAAUUCUUAGCACACUCAAAUCUGCAAAUUCUUGCUACGAUAUGCUUUGUAAAACAUCUGAUGCUAGAUGCGAUCUUCAUGAUUGCAUUAAAGGUUUAAUCGAGUGUGUGCAUCAGAAUGCCUCUCAGUAUUGGAGCACAUAUGAAACCUUCCGGAUGAUAAUGUGUGCCUGUAUUGCAUGGAAUACUUGUAAAAUCAGAGAUAGCAAUCAAGAAUCAGGUGAUUCAAAAGAAGAGCCUAAUAUAUUGUUUACUCCUUCUGUUUGGAUAGCUCAGGAAUUAUGUGCACUUCGAAUGACCAAAAUGCUUAUAACAAAGCAGAAAUAUUGGGAAGCCUAUAGGUCGUCUAUGUACUGUUGUCGUGAAGGUCUCUGGUUCACAGCUUCUUUUGUCUUCAGGAAACUCGCAGAUGCUUUUGAGCUAGGCUCUUUCAGUUUUUGGUUCAAAUCAUUGCUUCUUUUUUCUGCUGGGGAAAUUGAGAUGAAGCUAUUGCUUUUUCCCUCUGCCACUGUAAAGUUAGUUGGUGAGCUAAAAACAGAUGGUGAUCUGAGUGAGGACCUUUACUGUACUGAAACAGAUGCUGACAAUACUCCCAGUGGAUCUCAAGAGUUGCAUGGUUAUCAAGCAAAGAUCACUGGUAUUUGUGGCAGAACAUGGUUAGCAAAUGAUGCCCUUGUAUCAAAUGCCUCUUCAGAUUGUGAAUUCUUUUUCCAGAGGUGGUUCAUUAGCCUCAGAUCAUCAUUUCUUGAGGUCUUAACUGAUGUCCUUGGUAUUCUUAGUGCGCAUUCUUCUGCUUAUGAAGCAAGAGGAGACAAUUUAACUGUAUCUGGAGAGCUUAUCAAAGACCAAGUACUUGCUUUGGCUCAUUGCUCUUUAAGGCUAAGUGACUUGGCAAAGAGUUACGAUAUCCUUGCGGCAUCCCAUAUGGACAUGGAUCAUCAUAGUUUUAGUAGUAUAGCUAGGCUUGCUUUCAUGUGCUCGCUUUUUGCAUUUUGUACUGCGUAUUCUGUGGAUUUCUCAAAGGCGUAUAGAAAUGUAGAGCCCUUCAAACUUCCGAAGAGGUUUUCUCAUGCUUCAAUCCUACAAGAUUUACAUGGAAGACUGGAUGGAUCUGGCAGGCAGAUUGUUUCCCAACUGCGACAAUUCAUGUCCACUUCUUUUGAUGAUCUGGACUGCUUACAGUCCAGCGCAAGAAUGAGUUGUUCAGGUAAUCUCGAAAAGGAUUCUUAUUCUCUUUGCCAUUUCGCUGUGGCAUCUUUGCUUCGUGUAAGUGGGAAUGCUAAAGCUAAAGAAAUAACAAAUGGAGAGGACUGUUUAUCUGCUUUUUAUGAAGGGUUGCAAUUUCUGUCCAGCAUUUUGCAGAAGUUUAUGGAACUGCCUUUCGUGGUUCCCAAGUACUUCUUCAGAGUAAGGCCUUGCCUUGGUGCUGAACUUUACAUGUUUGAUUCAAAUCCUGCGAACAAACACGAAAUAUCAGUAGAGCCUGGUUUCCAUUUGUCUCUGACACUCUGCAUGCAGUGGAAGCGUGUGUUAGAGAGAAACGUGAUUCGCCUCGUGAAAUUUUACUGUAUUUUAGCCGCAAACUCGGAAUCCUGCAUAGACGUAGCAGGGACAAGAAGCAAACAGUUCGAGCCGCACAAGAUCACCGAAAUGGUUGAGCUGAAUACCAAGCUGCUGCAUUACAUAAAGAAUGACCUGAGGAAGUCUUGGGACGAGAAGAAUUUCCAUUCGAGCACGAACAUGGUGACGGCCUUUGCAUGCUUUGAACCAACCGAUAGUGGGCAGGGAUUAUCAAGUUGCCUGCUGAAUGUCUCCUCGUUUCCUGAAGGUUCAUAUCAGAUAAAGUGGCACGCGUGCUGCGUCGACGAGAACGGCUCCUAUUUCGUCCUCCCGCCUCUAAACGAUGGUGUUGUCUUCUCUGUCCGGAAGUCCUGACUGUGUGGCCGCUGUGGUGGUGCUGUCAAUCUUGUUCAACCCUGUUCUAGUCUAUAUCUAUGCCCACAGAUUAACAGAUGCAUGUGGCUGACUGCCUGUGACCUGUGUUGUUAACUUGUUAUUUUUCUUGAGGCUUGUAGGCAGGAAGCCAGCAUGAACUUUAGAACUUAGGAUCUGGCAGGUCUGUAUAUCAAGGCGGGCAACCUGUAUUGAUGAAGCAAAGCUGCCAUAGUUGCAUCACAAGGUCCAGUCCAAACACCAAAAAAUCACAAGGUCCAGCUUGUAAGUUAUCGGCCGGAUUUGCAGUUGAUCUUCACCUCGCUGCUAUUCUGGACAGAAUGAGCAUUGUCUAAUAUAGUUUGCUGGAAGCA